AUGCUGCGACUCUUGGGACAAAAAGACACCUUUGCCCAGCUGGUGCAGGCUGCAGCGUGGCCCCAGGCGGUGCAGUUGCUCUCGGAGAGUGGAAGCCAUGCGAACAUCAUCACCUUCAAUGCGACAGCAACGGCUUGUGCCCGGGGACGACAGUGGAAGGUGAGCUUAGACCUCGUCCAGGAAAUGCUUCGCCGGGGAAUUGAGCCCAGCCCGUCGACCUGGGGGGCGCAGGCAGCCGCCUGUGAGCGAGGUCGGUUCAUGAACGUCACUCGUGUUCUGAAGCUUAGCACUCCGAGCCUCAUGGGGAACUGUGGUGUCGGCUCCUGCAUUGCCGACGAAGGAGAGCUCACCGAAGAAGUAUCGGUGGAAUGCGUGGAGCUCGUGGAUGUUGCCGAUGGCGUGCCGCAAGCGCAAAGUCGCGAGUGGCGCCCCAGUCAUCCAGCAUCCUCUCUCCUUGAUGUGGAGUUCGGCGACCCGCGCGAUGCGCUCAUGGAGCUCGAAGACGUGGACGUGGUUGCUGACGAGGGCAGCAGGCCCAAUUGUGCUUUCGCACAACAGCUGCAUCGGAGAACAAGCGCAAAGGUUCCAGUGCAAUCCUUGAACGCACUAUUUCCGCAACUUCCAUUAAUGCUGGCCAAGCAUUUGGCCAUGCCAGACUUUUUGCCGCUCCGGGCGGCGUGCACACAGCAGCGUGAGGGCUUGCCAUCCACGGCUUUGGUGGAGCGCCUGGUGAACUUCAUCGAACCGUCCAAGGCAGAUGUGUUCCUGGCCUUUGCGAAUCUGCUCAUGGCAAAAAGACGCGGAGAGUCCGAGGAGGACUUCUGGAAACAUGGCACCUUUCCACCACAUAUUCGGGAAGGUCAGGCAAGCUUGAGGACCUUCUUGACGGGGCUCGACUUUUGGCACACAGUUGUGCCUGGAGCCGUCUCGCAAGUGGCGCAGAACAUGAGGGAGUUCUGCUUUGACCCUCGCAAGGAAGUGGCAGACAGUGCGCAGAUGGUGAUGGUGGUAGCUGCGCGGCAGUGCUUCUCCGAAGGAGAGAGCGAAUAUGUCCGACAUCUUUUUGUGGAGGACAUGAUCGCCAUCCUCUUGCGAGCCGAUGACAAGAUACGACUUCAAGCCUGCGUUGCAUUUGCUAGCUGCGGGCCCAAACUGCUGGGCACUCACAACCCGGCCGUUACAGACGCACUAAUCCACCUUUGUUGCACCAGCACAAGAAGUGACUGCUGUCAAAGCAUGUGCCUCAAGGCUCUAAAAGUUUUCUUAGAUUAUGACCGGGCUCUCUGCUCUUUGGUUGAGCCUAGAUUGGACGAGCUGGAAAAAUUGAGGAGCUUGGGGCCACACGAGGAGAUGGCCGUCGCGGACAUCAAAAUACUCUGCACAAUGGAGGCCUACUGCGAAAGCCUCCGACACCAGUGGCUUGCCGCAGAAGACCUGGCACGAAACAUGCUGACGAUGUGUCGCGGAGGCUUGGCGUUCUGCUGCCAGCCUCCAGACUCCAGAUGA
Symbiodinium necroappetens is the source of this 1506-nucleotide messenger RNA. The record is from the annotation of a GenBank genome assembly. NCBI's taxonomy places the organism in Eukaryota, Dinophyceae, Suessiales, Symbiodiniaceae.